UGUUUUCUAAAGAUGAAACCCAAAUAUUUAACAUUUAAUGCAGCUAAUGAAAAGUGUGUAACUUUUGGAGGCUCUCUUCCAUCUAUUUCAAGUCAAGCUGAGCAAGAUUAUAUAACAUCCCUGCUUCCUGGAAUGCCAAAAGAUAUUUGGAUUGGUUUGCAGUUUCUCUUCAGCACAAGGGAAAACAAAUGGAUAGAUGAGAGUAGACUGUUGUAUAGUAACUUUCACCCGCUCCUGACAGGAAGAUUAAGGAAAAUUCCACUGGAUCUUUUUGAUGAAGAAUUUAACAAUCAGUGUGGUGUAAUCCUCAAUGAUCCCAAAUCACAGUACGUUGGAACAUGGAAUUUCACUGCUUGUGCUGACAGGCACUUCUUGGGUAUAUGCCAGCGGCCUAUAGGUAUAGGAGCUGCUGAUAACCAGACAGAGCAAUUCCUUAAUGAAACGUUGAGCUAUCAAGAUGUUCAAUACAUGAUAAUUCCAAAGAAUGUGUCCUGGAAUGAUGCAAUGGCUGCAUGCAUAAAGAACAAGAUGCAGCUGGUUAGCAUCACAGAUCAGUUCCAGCAGGCUUUUCUUGCUGUUCAGGCUGCCCUUCAUAAUUACCCACUGUGGAUUGGACUCUUCAGCAGAGAUGGUGGAAAACAUUAUGGCUGGCUGGAUGGGAAACAUGUUAGCUUUAGUCGCUGGUCUGAAGAUGAUGAAGAAACAAGUGAAGAAUGCGUGGUUUUGGAUACUGAUGGCUUCUGGAAAACUUCUGACUGUUCCUCUGAAAAUCGAGGUGCUAUUUGCUAUGCCUCAGAAAAGAAGAUUGAAAAAGAACAAGUGACACAAGUUAAGUGCCCACAUAAGAUUAAAAAUACACCCUGGAUAUCAUUUAGAAACAAUUGUUACACUUUCAUGAUAACAAAAAAUAGAUGGAGAGAACUGAAGUCUCAAGAAGCUCAUCAUUUAUGCAAGAAAAUGAACCCAGAAGCGUUUGUUCUGAGCGUUCGUGAUGAAGAAGAGAAUAACUUUGUUACUGAGCAGCUUCAUUCAUUCAGUGGUCUGGCUAUGUGGGUCUGGCUGGGUGUGAUUUAUGAUGACAGUGAUAAAGUUCUCAAGUGGUAUGAUGAAACUCAUCUGACUUACAACAACUGGAGGCUGGGAAGACCUAACAUAAAGAAGAACAGUUUUUUUGCUGGUGUAAAUCUUGAUGGGUUUUGGGAUAUUUAUAAUUAUUCUCAAAGUUGGCAUGCUCAUCACUAUAAUGUGUACAGUAUUCUUGCCUGUAAAAUCGAAAGGGGACCCCAACAGCACAAGCCUCCAUUGCCAGAGUCUAUUCCACAUGGAAACAGAACAUACAGGAUCCUUCAGAAGAAGUUAACGUGGUAUGAGGCAUUGAGAGAAUGCAAACAAAAUAGGAGUGAUUUAGCAAGUGUACACAGUGAAUCUCAACAAUUAUUUCUAGAAGAUAUUGUCAAGCAGGAUGGCUAUCCUCUAUGGCUUGGGUUAUCAAUUCAUGAUGGAAGUAAAGCUAAUUUUGAAUGGUCAGAUGGAAGUGACUUUGACUAUUAUCCUUGGGAAUUAGAAAACUCAAAUACUACUGAGAACUGUGUUCUGUUGGAUACUAAAGGAUCUUGGAACCGUACAAAAUGUACAAGUGUUGCUGAAGGUGCCAUUUGCUAUAGCCCUCCAAACAAGAGGCAGUUAGAGCCAAAGGAAGUGAGCAGAGCGCCGGUAUGCCCACAGAUCAGUGCUGCCCUGCCAUGGAUACAGUAUAAGGAUCACUGUUAUGCAUUUGACAUGGCGUUCUACAAUUUUUCAGUAUAUAAUGUGGAAGAUGCUAAGAAAGUCUGCCAGAAGCUCAAUCCUUCAGCAAUCCUUCUGACUAUAGUGGAUGCUGAAGAAAACACAUUUGUGAGCACACACAUAAAGGAAAAUGAUCUCAUCACCAAGAAUGUAUGGCUUGGCCUGGCUCAGAGCUCUAAGGGUCAGUCUAUGAACUGGCUUGAUGGCUCAUCAGUCAAUUAUGUCAACUGGGAAAAUAAAACUGCAGAAGUCAAUGAAAAAUGCAGUGUUAUCCUGUCCACAACUGGCAAGUGGUCCAAAGUUGACUGCAAUCAGAGUCAAAGCAGAGUGGUUUGUAAAGCUCCUUUAGGUUCUAACCAUACUGGAGUGGCUGUAGCAUUUGCCCUGCUAAUUAUCUUGGUGUUUGUUGUCGGAUUAGUGUGGUAUCUCUAUAAAAAGAAGCGUCUUCACUGGAGUGCCUUCUCUUCUGUGCGCUACCAAAGAGGGAUGAAUGAUGAUGAAACUGAUGAUAUGUUCACAAAGGAUAACUAUUGA
Molecule: messenger RNA, 2319 nt
Organism: Merops nubicus (carmine bee-eater)
Lineage: Eukaryota; Metazoa; Chordata; Aves; Coraciiformes; Meropidae
Product: lymphocyte antigen 75-like
Exons: 14
Cellular component (GO): signaling receptor complex; plasma membrane
Molecular function (GO): signaling receptor activity
Source: RefSeq, a predicted model, not a curated record